AUGAGUAAUUAUCCGCCCCCUUACAAUUCCGGUCGCUACUCGCCAGGUCGGCCAGCCUACUCGGACCGACCUCCCUUCCCUCCCACCCUAAACAACGCGCCGCGCGAACAUCCCCCUUACCCCUACUCAAACUCCGGCCCGCCACCUCCCACGGCCAGCUACAGGACGUACGACCCCUAUACCAACGACUCUCGCCCUGGGCCCUAUCCUCAGCCGAGGGACCCCUACACAGCCGACUCGUACGACCCCUACUCGCCUUCCACGGCAUAUCCCGCUUCUCGCUACCCACCCAAUGCAUCUCCUCCCCGUCAGGACAGCCGUCCCAUUGCUCGACCGGCCAGUCCCCCGCGUCGCGUCGCUCAGUCGGCCCCGCGCCAGAGCGAAGGCAAGGACCUCAACAUGCUCACCCCGGUCGUCACGGCUACCAUCUCGGGCAGCUUCACCACUGCCAUCUACUCCCUCCCGCCGAGCAAACUCCCCCUCGACAAGUAUAUCGCCGUCAACCCCGGGGACUGUAUUGAUAUCCACCGAGCGCUCUGUCGGAAGAGCUCAGCGGUGUGGUAUGCGGAUGGAUGCUCGCGGGCGGGCGAGGGCUGGUGCGCCGCCAUCGAGUGGAUCAUCGACAUGGGCCAGUCGGGGCGAAAGAUGCGCGCAUGCAUUCCCGGCGGUGACGGCCUCGACGCGGAGUUAGGCGCCAUAUGCAAAGCGGUCGAGGGCUUCCAUGAGCUGCUCGAGCUCUCCAUCAAGCAGGGAACGCCCAUGUCGCACGAGAUGAUCAUCUUUUGCGACUCAGCCGCCGCUAUUGUCGCUAUCGACACGUCGUCCCGGCCGGAAAGUCUGCGAUUUGACGCCCUCUGGCGCCGAGUCUGCUGCGAAUUCCUUAAAGCCCACAUCACCUUUGUGUGGUUGCCGAAAAACAGCGGGAUCGAGGGGCACGUAUUGGCGGACAAGAUUGCCAUGGUGGCGGCGAGUAAUUCCUACUUGAAAAAGAAGAAGGAGGGCACGUUGGCGCAAAUGUACCAGCGGCACGGAGGCGGUGAACCGAUGCCGUCGGGGAGCGCUGAAGCGGGGCCGUGGCAGCGGGGCGAUGCGGACCCCAGUCGCAGGAAGGAGGUGUUUGAGCGGCCACAGCCCGCGCCCGUGGCCAUGCCCGAGGUGGAGGCGGCCGUUGAGGAUGAAGUGAUGGCCGAGGAGGACCUAGAGAGGCACCGCAAGCUCUUUGGGGAUACCGAAACCCACCUCCCGCCCCCGGCCGAGUCGAUAUUUGUUACUAGCUUUCCCGAUGCGCUCUCGGCCAAAGACCUCGGCGUGCUUUUUGCACAGUUUGGCGACUUAACUUCGGUGGACAUCUAUCAUACCGAUCCCAAUCACCCCCGGUUCGCCUAUGUCCAGUACACCACUCUCGACUCGGGCGCCGCGGCCAUUGACGCCUUGCACGACAGGCCGAUCGACUUUGCGAGCCCGUACGCCAAGGAGAAUGCGGACGACCUGGCGGACUGGGCGGGAUGGCAGGGGAGCAUGAAGGUGGUCAGGAAUGGCGAGGGGCGAUUUAUCCCUGGUCCAGUCGAAGAGCUGUUCCCGGGUAUCGCCCCGUGGAUGGUGGGGAAGAAGGCGGAAGUGCCGGCCAAGGAGCCGGAUGUGGGUGCAAAGAGGUCGAGGAGUGCAGAUGGAGUGAAUACCGAAAAAUCGCAAUCUCCCAAGCGUCCGCGCCAAUCCUCGCCCGGGGCAGUCAACUUUGCUGCCCAGUUGUCCGACCUCGUCACGAGCGUCGCCCUACCCGCAGCACCGGCCGCGGAAUCCAGCGAGUCGAGUCCGGCCCCUCCCCACGUUACCCCUCCUAGCACACACGCCACUACCAACGGGACUACUCCUCAGCACGCCCUUCCUCCCACCCCCCAGACGGCCGAGCGCCCAAGUGUCAAGGUCGCUUCUCCGGAACCCAACGGGCUUCCCACGCCCACCACAGCAGCCAAGUCUGCGGAGCCAGCUCGGCCUCCCCUCACCAACUCUGCCGCCGAGCCCCAGGAAUACCCCAUCCAGUACUCGGUCAAGACGUUGCGUCUCCUCAUUUCCCUCGUCUCGGACACCUUUACCCGGCACGACGUCAACAACUGGAUCGCGCACUCGUGCCUUAUCGCCGUAGAGCUGGAUUUGGCGCGCCGGGCCCUCCAGGCGGAUCUAUACGCGACGGAUGAGGGCUUCCUCACCGGGCGGGAGCUCGAGCAGCAGCUGUUACAGCGGGGAUUCACUGCUCCGAGGGUAGACGCGUUCAUCACCAAGGUGCUCAAGGUGCUGGAUGGGAUUGCGCUGGCGGAAGCGCUUGAGGGCGGAGGCGAAGUGGAGGGGGAGGCGGUGGACAAGGCGGAGCGGGAGCAACUGGUCAAGCAGCUCGAGACGGCGCUAGAGCGGUACCCCGACCAGACCAAGGAGGCGAUUCAUACCGCCGGAAGCAUGAUGGAGUACCUCCACAGGGGCAAGGAAUUGCAAGAAAAGAAGAGGCUGGACGUGGAGAGGCGGGUCAAGGUGCUCGAGGGGAUGGUGACAAUUGGCGAAGUGGUGGGGGGUGUAGUUAGGUUCUUGUUGACAGAGCAGCAGGAUUGA
Messenger RNA from Dioszegia hungarica, 2601 nucleotides. RefSeq lists its product as uncharacterized. Gene Ontology annotation, cellular component: precatalytic spliceosome; U2 snRNP; catalytic step 2 spliceosome. Gene Ontology annotation, molecular function: RNA binding. Gene Ontology annotation, biological process: mRNA splicing, via spliceosome. NCBI's taxonomy places the organism in Eukaryota, Fungi, Basidiomycota, Tremellomycetes, Tremellales, Bulleribasidiaceae. The transcript is spliced from 4 exons. The record is from RefSeq and is a predicted model, not a curated record. The coding region runs from base 1 to 2601 and encodes 866 amino acids.